AUGAUGUUCAAGUCUUUCGGUCUUGCAGCUGCUUUCGCUGCCACUCUCUCUUCUGCCUUCCCGGCGAUUGUCCCGCGCAACGCAAGCGGUAGCGACAUCACCGGCGGCGUUCAGAUCGUGAACAACCUGAACGUCCCCGUCUACGCCUGGUCCGUGGCCGACACGGUCGGUUCCAUGCAGACCCUGGCUGCCAACGGCGGCUCCUACUCAGAGAACUGGCGCGUCAACUCCAACGGCGGCGGUGUCUCCAUCAAACUCGCCACAACCCCCAGCCAGGACGACGUGCUACAGUUCGAGUACACCGAGGCCGGCUCUACUAUCUUCUGGGAUCUGUCCUGCAUCAACAUGGGCACCAACUCCGAAUUCACCAAGUUCGGUUUCGCCGUGACCGCCAACAACCCCCAGUGCCCCUCGGCCGUCUGCAAGGCUGGCGACACCGCCUGCGCUGAUGCCUACCUCCAGCCCGACGACAACGAGGCCACCCACGGCUGCCCCAUCAACACGGGCUUCACUCUGGCCAUCGGUCAGUAA
Messenger RNA from Monascus purpureus, 531 nucleotides. The record is from the annotation of a GenBank genome assembly. NCBI's taxonomy places the organism in Eukaryota, Fungi, Ascomycota, Eurotiomycetes, Eurotiales, Aspergillaceae.